AUGACAGGCUCAACUCAAAUGGCAUCUGGUUACAAAGUGUUUGUUCAAAAACCAUUGGAAAUUAAAACAAAAUCCAUCGAAUCAACACUGGUACCACUCGUAACACAGAUUUCAACAUUAGUGAAUUUUAAAGAAAAACCAAGAAAUGCAACAACUGAAAAAACAUUAAAUGCGAUUAAUCGCGUUGGAGAAGCUGUUCAUUUAGCUGUUGAACGAUUUGUAUCUGUUGGUGAGGCAAUAGCCGAUGAAAAUUCAGAUAUUAAAACAGACUUGUUGGAAGCUUGUCACGAAUCAAGAAAUGCUGGAGAAACUAUUCAACGUAUCACAUGUGUUGAGUACAACAAUUAUGGAAAACCAAUCUGUGUUACUGAUCGACAAAGUAUGGUACAAGCAGCUAGAGGAUUGUUAUCAGCGGUAACGAAGGUUUUACUUCUCGCCGACAUGGUUGUAGUUAAACAAAUAAUAAAUGUGAAAAAAAAAGUUGUCACAACUCUAAGUAAAUUAGAAUCUGUACCAUCGUUCUCCGAAUUUGUAAAAGCUUUUGGGCAAUACGGCAAUCAAAUGGUUGAAUUAGCUCAUUUAACUGGUGAUCGUCAAAAUGUAGGAAACGAACGACGACGAUCUCAAUUAUCAGCUUCUCGAACAAUCUUAGAAAAAUCGACAAUGCUUAUUCUAACUUCAUCUAAAACUUAUCUUAGGCAUACGGAAUGUAUACAUGCGAGAAAAUGUCGUGAACUUGUUUAUACACAAGUGCGUCGAGCAUUAGAUAUGGUCCAAUUAAUUGUUAUCGAUUCGGGAUCAACACAAACAAAUACACCAACAUUAUCAUUACUUUUAGCAAAAAAUGAAAUUAAUUUUGUGAAAGCGAUGAGACAAUUUGAAUACGCUGUGGAAAUGCUUCAUGUUUCACCAAGUUCAACCUCAAAAGAAAAUUUAGAACAAUUAUGUAACAAUACAAUUGAUAAUAGUCAAGAUUUUACUGAUUCACCCUAUAUUAGUCAUGAACAACGUGAAAAAGUUCUCGAAUAUCACAAGCGUUUACAUGAUGAAUUAGCCGAAGUUAUCAAAUAUGCAACAACUGACACACCUUUGAUGAAUCGUCAAAGUGAUUUAUUAUCAGCGGCAAUAUCGAAUAUUCAACAAGUAGCAAGAGAUUUUCGACGACAGCUUGAAAAUAUGGCAAUGUUUCGAGCAUCCGAAUUCUUUCGUACUCAUGAUGAGGGUGCGUUAUUAAAUGAAAUAAAAACUUAUUCCAUUACUGGUCGGAUGGAUCUUCUUCAAGAGUCGUCAGACAGAUUUAGAGAACAAGCUGAUAUAGCUCUUGAACUUAGUAAAUUAUUACGUCAUAUUAGUUCGUGUGAUCAACUACAAGUAUCAAGCGAAUAUCAUGAUAAUAUGUUUCAAAACUUAUCAGAUAUGAUUAUUUGUGCUUCACAAUCAUUAGCAUCUCAUCAAAACAGUCGUGUACCAAAAGAAAAUUUAGAUGUUUUAUGUCGAUUUUGGGAGCAACAGAUCAAUGAUUUUUCGGUAUUAGUGAAAGAAAUACAAGAUUUUAUAUCGGGAAAAGGAGAGAAAACUGUUUAUCUAUCGUUACCUCGUCCUGGUAAACAUGGUACAACUGCUCGCAAUACGUUUAAACCAACAAAAUUAGAUUCAGAUGAACAAGCAAAAAUAGCUAAAGUGGGCCUAGAAAUGAAAUUAGUCACAUCGGAAGUGGAUGCUGAAACAGAAAAAUGGGAUGAACCACAAAACGAAGUUGUUAAGAGGGCGAAAAACAUGUCAAGUAUGGCAUUUUCGAUGUAUUUGUUCACGCGUGGCGAUGGUACACUGAGAACAACACAAGAUUUAUUUACACAAGCAUACUAUUUUGUUGAAGAAGGAACACGUUUGUGUGCUAUUGUUCAAGAAUUUUCAAAUCAAAUACCGAAUAGUAUAGCAAGACAAGAUCUUUUAGCACAAUUAGAAAAAAUUCCACUUAUGUGUCAUCAAUUAAAAUUAAGAUUAAAAACACCAGCGUUAGGAAAAAGUUCGACAUUUGCAAAAGUUGAUACUGUAAUCGGUGAAACGAGAGAUUUGAUGAACACAGUUGCCCGAUUAGUUACAACAUGUUUUUUGUGUCAAACGAAAUACAAUAUGGAUUAUCGUUCGCCUCUGAUGACACGUGAUCCAGUGAUAUCUAAUCAUUAUCAUCAUCAACAUCCUUAUCAUCCGCUCUCAACAAAUUCUCGACCUCUUCUCUCCUCGUCUAAAUGGCAUUCGCCUUAUCGAACACAAUCAGUUGAGCGCGGAGCAGGAUUUGAUACAAAUGAUGAAACAGCUAGUUGUAAAUCUGAAAGAGCUCUACGUUCAUCAUCAUUACAACGGCCCGUUAAUUACCUACCAGCUUUCGACCGAAUAUGA
This is a messenger RNA of Didymodactylos carnosus, 2400 nucleotides long. The record is from the annotation of a GenBank genome assembly. Lineage: Eukaryota; Metazoa; Rotifera; Eurotatoria; Philodinida; Philodinidae.